Nipponia nippon (crested ibis) is the source of this 546-nucleotide messenger RNA. Lineage: Eukaryota; Metazoa; Chordata; Aves; Pelecaniformes; Threskiornithidae. The record is from RefSeq and is a predicted model, not a curated record.
UCAAAUGGCUCCUGCAAAGAAAGGUGGCGAGAAGAAGAAGGGACGCUCUGCCAUCAACGAGGUGGUAACUAGGGAAUAUACCAUCAACAUUCACAAGCGGAUCCAUGGCGUGGGCUUCAAGAAACGAGCACCGCGUGCUCUCAAGGAAAUCCGUAAAUUUGCGAUGAAGGAAAUGGGUACUCCUGACGUUCGCAUUGACACCAGAUUGAACAAAGCAGUCUGGGCUAAAGGAAUAAGGAAUGUUCCUUACCGUAUCCGUGUGCGUUUGUCCCGAAAGCGCAAUGAGGAUGAAGAUUCACCAAACAAGCUUUACACGCUGGUUACCUAUGUACCAGUCACAACAUUCAAAGGUCUACAGACAGUCAAUGUGGAUGAAAAUUAAACUGAUUUUCAUUACAAUAAAAGGAUAAAAAGAAAGUUUACUCCUAAGUUGUUGGGUUUUUUUUAUUGUCCAGUCUCUUCAAGCUCUCACCCGCGAAGCGCUGAGUUGAACAGGUGACAAACUCUUUAAGUAUCUUGCUUUCUUUGGGUUUGUACAUAAUGGUG